AAACAAUAUGGCGGCGUAAACAAAAGCAGGUGCCCGUUUGGAUUGGAAAGAAUUAGUAUUCCUAAGAAUGGCACUAGUUAAAGUUGACCAAAGUAUUUCAAAGCCAGGAUGGGUCUCUCAUUUUGGAAAGAAACCCAAAGAUACACACAAGCUUGAAGAUAUUCCUGCUCCAACAAUUGAUUAUGAAAAGUUAAAAUUGUUAUGUGGAAUUGAAGGAUUGAACGGAAGAGAGGAUGAGAAGAGCUCUGAUGAAGCACAUGAAACAUUUAUGACAAAUUACAAAGAUAUAUUUGCCAAACCACCAAGCAAAAGAAUAUUUCAUGCACAGUCAAAAAAAAGUGUAGAAAAGUUUUCAUCACAGAUGAGUAUUACCCACAAUGCAACAGGAAAGAAAACAGAUGAAUUAAAAGCUGCAAGAGACAAAAAGAACUAUCCAAUAGAUGACAUAACACAUGACAUUAGGGAUUACCUCCCUUUAUUGCACAAGGAAAGGAAAAGUGAACAUCCAGAGGCUGUCAGAGCAGAUAAUUUAAAUACUCUAAGAAAACUCCUCAGGAAAUUACCAUUUGAAAGGACUGCCUCAGACAAUGACAAGAUGUUUUCCAUUUUCAAAACAUUUAGAUUUUUCAAUGACAAUGUUCCAGAUAAUAUUCUAAAGGAACUUUGUGUUGUAGCUUUAUUUGAGCAGUGGAAAGAUACAGAUUUUACAGUAUUUGGUAGAAAUGGUUUAUAUAUGGUGUUAAAAGGUUCAGUACGACCUUUGACCUACCCUCAUUUGAAUACCAACGACAACAUUGUAGAUUCUAGAUCACCAACCCCAUUACUUACAGAGGAAUCUAAAGACAUUUUACAACCAGGUGAUUUCUUUGGUACAUUAGAUAAAAUUGAAAGAAAACCUGGUUCAAGGAUUUUCAGUGUAGAAACUCAAGAGCCAAACUGUGAAUUCUUGAAAAUUUUAUCAACAGAUUAUACUAAAGUUAUAACACAAAUAGACACUAGAAGUAAUGCUGAGAAGAAGAAUUUGUUAUUAACGUGUGGUAGAUUCCAAGGCUGGUCAGACCAGACAAUCGUCCAAGUUGCCAAAUUAAUUGAAUGGGUCUCAUUCCCUCCAAAUACAAUUUUAGUGAGUGAAGGUUACAAAGCACCAUAUAUUGGUUUCAUCAAGUCUGGGGAGUGCCAUGUUUUACGUCAAGUGGAAGUAAUGAAGGGAAAAAGUGGUCACAAGGAGAAGAAAAUGAAGCAUGUAGUUAUGGGACGAUUAACAGUAUCACAAUCCUUUGGUGAAAUCAGUGUUCUAAAGGAUGAACCAAUUACCUGUUCUAUAGUUACUGCUACAAAUGUAUCAUUAGGGAUAAUAAAGCCAGAGAGAAUCCAAGAACUAGAUGAUGUCACCAUACAGUUGUUUACACAGUCAAAUGAACCUACAUUUAACAGUUUUAGUAAGGAUGAAAUUCAAGAUGAAUACAUGAAUCAAGAACUAAAACAACAGUGGAAUGAGUUUAAACAUAGUGUUGUUGUAGAUGUUAUAAAUUCUAAAGGAAUUAGACCGGGAUAUGGAAAAUGGGCAAAAUAUUAACAGAUACAUAUCACAUGGACAAUAAAGAAAAACAAGAUUGUUACAAAACUUGUGUUGUGGUAAACCUUCAUUGUAAUCUCUUUAUAGAUGCCAUGACUUUCUAAAGUUGGCCAACUCAUUAAAUCAUCAUACAUGCAUUCAUUCAUUUUCAAAAGACUUUUACUGUUUCAAGUUUUCUUUAUGUCAGAUAUUUAAGGUAGUCAGCUGGUUUUUAAGGUUUUUAAUAGGAUAAAAAUUCUCUAGAUUUUUAUUUGAAAUAAAUGGGAAGAUGAAUUUUGUAGUGCAUGAUAAAAAGAAAUAACAAGAAUUUCAAAAUAUAUUGCUAAAAGUGUAUGUGUUUAUAUCAUUCUUCUUAUGAGGUCUGUUAUACUAUGAACAACAAUACUAUUUGUUCAUAUGCACCAGCCACGAGGAAGGACUUGACUCAAAAGCUUUUUUUAUAAUGGAUGUGAUGCUGCUUCUGGUGCAUGGUCAAUAAACACUAAACAUACUGGUUUACGUGACUACAUGUAUUAUUAACUCAAUUUAUAUUUCAUGUUUUUUUUCAGCUGUAUUUCUUUUCUUUUUUUUUUUAUUUUCUUGUGUAUUGUCUUUUGCAAUGGUGUGAUAUAAAAAAUCUAUGUACUGACUAUAUCUUAUCUUAUACUCCUUCCUAUAAUUAACCCGUGACUUGUAACAAAGUGAUGUUGUGUUUUAUGGUUGUUAAACCAACGCAAAGAAACAAAACUCAUUAUUUUUUUCAAAGAUACAUUUUUUCUCCAAAUGUCUAUGAACAAAGCCUUAACUUGUAAAAACCUACUAAUCUAUAACAUUUUUUUGUUAAUCUGUAAUCAAUCAAAACUGACAUCGUUUAUAUUUUUAUUGUCACUUUGAUAGUCAGUAUACACAGUAAAUUUCUUGUUUUUCCAUUGAAACAAUCAAGGUUCACAAAUGCCUGCACAUACUUAAAUUUGUUGACUUCUUUUGCAAUAGAGCAAUUUGAUUGGCACCAAAACAUAUCUUUUAUAAUGAGACUCAACCACAGGAAAAGUGACUCAAAGUGAGCUAAACAGAGAAGAUGAAUAGUUAUUGUUGUAGUCAUCUUGGAAAUAUCAGUUUUAAUAUACUGUUUGUAAUGUUAUUUUUGUCAAAUUUCCUACAUAUGCUUUUAAUGUUUUUUAAAGAUUGGCAUACAAAUUUGUAUUUUGUAUUUACAACUGUUUUUAUUUUAUAAACUGUAAGAUUGGAUUUCCUGUAAAUUAUAAGAUACAGGAUUGAAAUGUAUAUCAAGAGUCUGUGAUACUUUAGAACUCACAUUUUAUAGCCAUAUUGUUUUCUAUUGAUAUAUAUAUAUAUUUAUAUUGAUGGGGUUUAUACAUUUGAGUGUACAUGUUGUUUAAAUGUCAGCAUUCAGCAUUUAAAUGUUUGUAAUAAAUGAUUUUUAACAUU
Molecule: messenger RNA, 3004 nt
Organism: Mytilus californianus (California mussel)
Lineage: Eukaryota; Metazoa; Mollusca; Bivalvia; Mytilida; Mytilidae
Product: cyclic nucleotide-binding domain-containing protein 1-like
Exons: 14
Coding region: 68-1576 (502 amino acids)
Source: RefSeq, a predicted model, not a curated record